Tuber aestivum (summer truffle) is the source of this 5736-nucleotide messenger RNA. Lineage: Eukaryota; Fungi; Ascomycota; Pezizomycetes; Pezizales; Tuberaceae. The record is from the annotation of a GenBank genome assembly.
AUGGACGAUCCCGGGCUUCACUCCAGACUUGCGGCUCUGGAUUCAGAGUUGGAGGAGGGUGAUAUUACGGAAAAAGGCUAUCAGAAGCGUCGCACUCUUUUAUUCUCUCAAUACAAUGUAGGCCUGGACAUGUCGGAUGUGGGCCCCUCCAACCAGCAGGUCUAUCAUAUUAGGAAUGAUCCGGCGCCACAAUUCAAUAGACGGGAUUCCGGGAGAGGGGACUCUGCCCACUCGCCUAGGCCAUUUUCUACAAAUUUGGAGUCCGGGGCGAUGACAUCGGCGACGGUUACCCAGCACGGAGGUAUAGGUAUGAGUCGUGAAACUACGAUGGUUGGGUCGACACAAGAGUACGGUGGAAUUGACGCGGUUGGAGGCGGCGCCAGGACAAACUAUGGUCCGGGCCAACUCCAUGUGCGCAACGGUUCCAUGAGCCAACAAUCAUUGAAUCCCCGAGAUUCGAUAGCCACAUCCAUGCAUGUUAGGAACCCUAGCGCUACUUCCGGCGCUGCGUCUAUACCUUCGCCCGCCACUUACCAACAACCCCAGUGCGACUACAAUCGCCAACAUCCUCACAUUUCAGGCCCUAUAGAAUAUCCCGUGAACCCCGGAUACGGGGGCCCAUCAUCCCCUGCGCGGGAAUCCCGGGAGAACACGCUGGGAGGGUAUUUUUCAGAUUUCACCGCUGCGGGCUACGACCACAACAACAUGAUGCAUCGGUAUUCGGGGGAGCAGGGAAUUCCCUUCUCACCAUCUGUGGCUGUUCCUCCACCAAUGCUCAGCUCAAAUGAUUUGCCACCUCCUGGUGCUGUGAACCAUAUGCUGCCGUUGGACCCUCGGGAUGUGCCAUUUGCAGUUUACGACCCUCAUAAUUCCGAUACUCCUAUGUCCAAGUUUGAUAAUCUUGCUUCAGUAUUACGGCAUCGAGCCGGGUCCGUUCCGAAACAGUCUGCAUAUAUAGUUCUGGAUUCCAGGGGCAAGGAAAUGGCAGCCUGCUCCUGGGAAAAGCUCGCAUCUCGUGCUGAGAAGGUUGCGCAAGUUAUUCGAGACAAGUCGAAUCUUUAUCGUGGAGAUAGGGUUGCGCUUGUGUACCGAGAUGUAGAAGUUAUUGAAUUCGCUGUGGCAUUGUUUGGAUGCUUUAUUGCCGGAGUAGUAGCGGUACCUAUAAAUAAUCUCGAGGACUAUCAAAGGCUCAAUUACGUCUUAACAACUACUCAGUCGCAUUUGGCUCUAACCACCGACAACAACCUGAAAGUAUUUCAACGAGACCUUACAACACAGAAGCUUUCAUGGCCUCGGGGGGUAGAGUGGUGGAAAACUAAUGAAUUCGGAUCGUGGCGUCCAGGAAAGAAUCAGGAAGUACCUGCGCUUUCUGUACCAGAUUUGGCAUAUAUAGAUUUUGCUAGAUCUCCCGAAGGAGAACUACGGGGUGUGGUCAUGAGUCACCGGACGAUUAUGCACCAGAUGGCCUGUUUAAGUGCUAUUAUAUCCACGGUCCCCUAUGAUGAUAGCAAUGAUACCUUUAAUCCCGGAUUACGGGAUAGGUCGGGCCGCCCGGUGUCGGGGAGACCGACUGGUGACACUCUGGUCAGUUAUUUGGAUCCAAGGCAGGGGAUAGGCAUGAUAUUUGGGGCACUACUGGCUGUAUAUGGGGGACAAACGACCGUGUGGCUCUCACAGGCCACUGCAACGACGCCUGGUCUUUACGCAAAUAUUAUCACAAGAUACAAGGCAACAUUGUGCUUGGCAGAUUAUCCGGCACUCAAACUAGUAGCUUAUAAUUAUCAGAAGGAACCCCUGGUGACUAGGAACUUUCAGAAGAGGCUCACCGUGGAUUUUUCCACUGUUAGGUUCAUGUUGAUCGAUGCGUUGACCGUCGACCCGGCGUUCCACGAGAUUCUUGCUGACCGCUGGCUCAGACCUUUGGGGAAUACAAGGGCGAGGGAUGCUGUGGCACCCAUGCUGUGUCUUCCUGAACAUGGUGGUAUGGUGAUCAGCAUGAGGGACUGGCUCGGUGGUGAGGAACGGAUGGGGUGUCCUUUGCACCAACCGGAGGAGCGCGAGGAUAGUGAGCUAGAGGAGCCGGAGGAUGUUACGAGCCCGAGGGUAGGGGUUGGAGUCAACGGGUACUCGUCAUUGCUGAGUGGUGGUAUAACAAAGAAGGUAGGCAAAAAGGUGACCGAGCUCACCGAGGUUCUGCUGGACAAGGAAGCUUUGAAGACCAAUGAUGUUGUGGUCUUAGCCAUUGGGGAGGAGGCCCAAAAGAAAGCGGGAGAUCCGGGUGUAGUGAGGGUCGGAGCGUUUGGAUAUCCUAUACCGGACGCUACGCUUGCCGUCGUGGAUCCUGAGACUUUGCUACUUUGUGCUCCGAAUGUCAUAGGAGAGAUAUGGGUUGAUUCGCCGUCGCUAUCCGGGGGUUUCUGGGCACUCACCAAGCAGACUGAGAACAUAUUCCAUGCCCGACCUUACAGGUUCGAAGAGGGUAAUCCACAUCCGGUUGGCCUCGAGCUUGAGUUCCUGAGAACGGGCUUGUUGGGGUGUGUGAUCGAGGGAAAGAUAUUCGUUUUGGGUCUCUACGAGGAUCGAUUGCGUCAGAAAGUAGAGUGGGUAGAGGAAGGAGCAGAAGGAAGGGAGGAAUUUAGGUACUUCUUCGUUCAGCAUUUGGUUGUUAGUAUCAUGAACAAUAUUCCAAAGAUAUACGAUUGGUUCGUUUCCGCUUUCGCUUUCGGGGGAAACCUCCUUUUUCGCGCCAUUUGUGGGCUGACCCUAUUUCUCAAGCUCGGCAUUUGAUGUCUAUGUCAAUGAGGAACAUCUGCCAAUUAUACUUCUGGAAUCACAGGCCGCUUCGACUGCACCGACAAGCGCGGGGGGCGUUGCACGACAGCUCGAUAUUGCACUUCUUGACCAACUUUCAGAGAGAUGUAUGGACGUGCUCUUAGAUGAACAUCACCUUCGGGUUUACUGCGUUAUGAUUACAGCGCCAAACACGCUUCCUCGAGUUCUCAAGAAUGGCCGAAAAGAAAUUGGAAAUAUGCUUUGCCGUAAUGAAUUCCAUUCUGGUACUCUGCCUUGCGUUCAUGUGAAGUUUGGGGUUCAUAGAGCGGUUCUCAAUCUACCUAUUGGCAUAGACCCUGUUGGAGGCAUAUGGAGUCAACUUGCUACUCAGUCUCGACAGGAAAUUUUGCUUAUGCAAGAGAAACAAUAUUCUGGUGUGGAUUAUCGGGAGGUUGUUAUCGAUGAUAGGACCUCAACGCCGCUGAACAACUUUUCCUCAAUUGUGGAUCUACUGCAAUGGCGUGUUGCCCGACAGGCCGAAGAGCUUUCCUAUUGCACUAUUGAUGCUAGGUGCAGAGAGGGUAAGAAUGUUACUUGGAAGAAGCUGGACACCAAGAUUGCUGCCAUAGCUGCUCAAAUCAAGAACAAGUGGAAGGUUAAGGCUGGCGAUCACGUGGUCUUGAUGUAUACACAUUCGGAGGAUUUUGUGUUUGCUGUACAUGCCUGCUUUUGUCUGGGAGUUGUCGCUGUUCCCCUGGCGCCCCUGGAUCAGAAUCGAUUGAGUGAGGAUAUUCCGGCACUUCUUCACAUGAUUGCGGAUUUUAGUGUCAAAGCGAUUCUGGUAAAUACGGAAGUCGAUCAUUUAUUGAAGGGGAAACCACUAUCGACGCAUUUGAAGCAAAGCGCCGCAGUGUUGGACAUCCAUAUGCCUCCGAUUCACAACACGGCAAAACCUCCGAAGACUAAUAGUGGUUGCAGGGAGUUGGGGUUAACUAUGAAGGCGGAUUGGGUUCAACCUGGAUUUGUUGCACUGGUAUGGACCUAUUGGACCCCGGACCAAAGAAGGAUCGCAGUUGGCCUUGGACAUGAUACCAUCAUGGGGAUGUGCAAAGUCAUGAAAGAGACUUGCCAAAUGACUUCCAGUCGACCGGUGGUGGGGUGUGUCAGGAGUACUAGUGGCGUGGGGUUCGUGGUCUCCCUGUUAAUGGGAGUAUUUGUCGGUAUGUUUUCUGCCGCCGGCUUGUUGCCCUUAAUCAGAAGCAUUAUUCUAAGAGGAUUUGUUUUUUGAAACAGGUGCUCCGACAUACUUGGUAUCUCCGGUGGAUUUUGCACAGAACCCACUAAGCUUAUUCUUGACAUUAUCGAGAUAUAAGAUCAAGGAUACGUAUGCUACACCACAAAUGUUAGACCAUGCGAUAUCGACCAUGCCUGCCAAAGGAUUCACAAUGCUUGAGUUAAAAAACAUGAUGAUUACCUGCGAGGGGCGCCCAAGGCCUGAUAUUUGUAAGUGAAACCCCGGAGCAUCGGUCGUGCAUAACGGGAACUGACGUCCCACUAGUCCAGAGGGUCCGGCUGCAUUUUGCUACGGCGGGGUUAGAUAGGACGGCUAUCAACACUAUCUAUAGCCACGUUCUGAAUCCUAUGAUCGCUUCUCGCUCCUAUACGAAUACAGAGCCGAUAGAAUUGUGGCUUGACACGAAGGCACUCCGACGUGGUUUGGUGUACCCCGUUGAUCUGGAAACCCACCAAAAUGCUCUUCUUGUCCAGGAUUCGGGCAUGGUUCCUGUGUCAACUCAGGUGGCGGUUGUGAAUCCAGAAACAUGCAUGCUUUGUAGGACGGGAGAGUACGGCGAGAUCUGGGUGGAGUCGGAGGCUUGCGUCAAAUCGUUCUAUGGUUCGAAAGACACUUUUGACGCGGAUCGCUUCAAUGGCAAGACAAUGGAUGGAGAUCUGCGGAUAACCUAUGUUAGGACCGGCGAUCUCGGGUUUCUGCACACCGUUUCAAGGCCAAUAGGCCCGGGAGGGGCCCAAGUGGAGAUGCAGGUCUUGUUUGUGCUUGGUAGCAUUGGUGAAACAUUUGAAGUCAAUGGGUUAAGUCACUUCCCUAUGGAUAUUGAAGAUUCUGUGGAACGGUGCCAUCGAAACAUUGUUUCCGGGGGAAGGUAAGGGUUCUCAACGAUGCCCUAUUGCUUCAAAGAUGAAACGUGUCUGACACCUAGCAGUGCGGUAUUCCAAGCUGGUGGAUUGGUCGUAGUCUUGGUUGAAGUUCGGGUCAAGUCGUAUCUGGCAUCGAUGGUACCAGUAAUCGUCAAUGCCAUCCUGAAUGAGCAUCAACUUGUUGUUGAUAUCGUUGCCUUUGUGGGCAAAGGUGAUUUCCCAAGAUCUCGUCUGGGCGAGAAACAGCGAGGGAAGAUCCUUGCUUCAUGGGUUACGCGGAAAAUGUAUUUACCCCCCUUAUAUCCCCCCAACUGGCAUAGCAUUGCUGGGGCCUCGACUAAGCUUACUCUUCCGCACAGGCGAACAAUAGCGCAAUUCGGUAUCCGUGACACCGACCGGAACGAGAACCACGAAACGGGCCAACCUCCAACGAUUGUAGAAACAGCCCACUCGAUGACUGGCGGCGGCGACGAGAAGUACGGCGUCGAUUCACCCAUUGAGCUUGCCGACAACCAACUCAACAACCGCUCCUUGGUCGAGCUCCCAGCCUUCUACGCGGGAUCCCCGAUAGGUGAAAUACUCAUGGAAGGCAGCGAAAGCACAAAUUACCACCACUCGAUAACAAGCUCUACUCCCAUGAUACCCACAAUCUCGCCGCCACCGCCAAAGAGCCCCAAACGGCAGCCUAUCCCUUACCAGCAGAAUUUUUAUAUUGUCCACCCUUCCGUUGCUGAUGGAGGAGGGGGCGUAGAUUCGGUGGCGGCGCCGGAGACCCAAUCCCCUGUCGGCCACCGAGAGGGAAAGUAG